Apis laboriosa (Himalayan honeybee) is the source of this 1781-nucleotide messenger RNA. RefSeq lists its product as uncharacterized. Bases 570 to 1358 code for a protein of 262 amino acids. The transcript has a single exon. NCBI's taxonomy places the organism in Eukaryota, Metazoa, Arthropoda, Insecta, Hymenoptera, Apidae. The record is from RefSeq and is a predicted model, not a curated record.
GCGAUCCUACCUUCUUCCUUCCUCUAUCUCGAUCUCGGCGGAUUCAGUGGGUCUGUGUGUCAGAAUGGGUCACGCUGUGAGAGAAUCAUACGCGCGGGGAGCAGAGCGAGUGGAAUAGCGUGUAAGGUGAUAGGACGAGGAGAAGAAGCUCGGCCGCCCGUUGAACGGACGAGGAAGGCUGCGAGUUGUUUAGAGGCCUUUCGCAGGGGAGCCUGAGGGAAGCGAGGGGGAGCGCGUCACGUCACGUGUACCAUUGGUAGGUCCGCGGACUGCGUUGGCACAGCUCCUUACGUGGGAGACAACUCAGCCCGAUUCGCGAGGGAUGGCGGAUCGCCGGAUGGUAUAUAUUUGUCCGGGCUUGGUUCUUCUGUCGUCAGUCUCCUGUCGUGGAUCCUGGGCCCCGUGGAAGUGCUCUCUCUCUCUCUCUAUCUUUCUCUCUCUCUUUCUCUCUCUCCCUGAAUCCGCGAACCCAAUAUUCUUUCGUGGCGUUUCUCUUCCGCCGUGUCGUUGAUCCAUCAUUUUGUCGAUCGAAGAUUAUAUUAUAUCCGAUAUAUAUAAUAGAGAGGAAGAUGAUCGUCGAUCUAUUCAAGUGUGUGUCGAUCUUGUUGGCGUGGUGUGCGCUCUGCGAGGGGAUAACAGAGGUUAAUAAUAAUAAGGAAGAGGAGAGCCUGGUUGACAGGGGAUUCAGGACGAUGUACAGGGUGUACGAGGAUUGCCAGCAACGGAACAUAGCUGUGUCGCCGUGUCUCAAGAAGAAGGCGAUAGCGUUCUUCGAGAGGUUGGGCAGGAUACGUAGCCUCCCACUUUCGGAGAAUUUCGAGCUGAUCAGGAACACGGAUACCGAGAUACCGAGGAGCUCGUUCACCGAGUUGGAGACCACUUUGGGGAGGACAGCGUCGAGCAAGGAGGAGAUACUCAACGAGAUACUGUUCGACAGGGUUGCUUCGUUGUUGAACAGUUUCAACGUUCAGAUCAGAUUGCCAAGGACUAGCCCCGGCGAGUUGAAACGAGGUAUGGAGGAGGGACGUGGCAAGAUGAAGAAGAUGAUGGGAAUGAUGAUGAUGGGAAUGGCGAUGAAGAUGGCUGCGAUGAUACCCAUAGCCCUCGGGGUGCUGUUUCUGCUUGCCGGCAAGGCUCUGAUCAUAAGCAAAAUCGCCUUGGUCCUGUCCCUGAUUAUCGGUUUGAAGAAAUUGCUGAGCUCCAAGCAGAGCAACGAUCAUGGCGGUUGGCAGCAUGGAGGCGGUGGAGGUUGGGACAGGAGUCUGAAGAACGUUUUGAGCUCCACAGAGGCCACCACGACGGAACUGGCGCGAGAAUAUGCGCAGAACUUGGCCUACUCGGCGCGACAUCACCACUGAUCGUUGCGGAAAGAAGGGAAAGAAGGGAGAUCUUCCGGUUCCGGUUCGGCGUGCAUGGGCGCUCGAAUGACGUUUACUCCAGAUUCCAGGCCAACAGACGUUCCGUUCGCGUUUAUUGGAUUGUUCUCAGAGAGUGACCUCGCAACAUUUUCUUCAACAUAAAGAAAUUAUUGAUAAAGAAUCGAUGUAGAAACAAAUUCGUUAUUAUUGUUAUUGUUAUCGUUAUGAAUAAUUUCGUGGAAAAGAAUAAUUGCAGAGAAACUUACAGGUAUUUCGAGAUUCGUGUCUUUCUUCCAAGAAACAUUCAACGUCGAAUUAUUUAUAAAAGAAACAUUUAGAAAUUAUUGAAUUUUGUUACUUACUUUUUUUCGUACACGUGUCUCUUUCUACGAGAAACGAAAAGUUCUUUAACGUCUCUUGAUU